Molecule: messenger RNA, 1145 nt
Organism: Nestor notabilis (Kea)
Lineage: Eukaryota; Metazoa; Chordata; Aves; Psittaciformes; Psittacidae
Gene: APOO
Product: apolipoprotein O
Exons: 10
Coding region: 1-789 (262 amino acids)
Biological process (GO): cristae formation
Cellular component (GO): MICOS complex
Source: RefSeq, a predicted model, not a curated record
AUGGAGGCCACGUGUGGUUACUUACAGUUACUGCUCGGAUACGGCGGCGUGAAGCUGAUUAAUCUUUUGCCAAACUGGCGAGGUGAACUGCCUUGCGGUGGAAGCGUCCGGCCACCAGAGCUAGGGCAAGGUUUCCAGGUAAUUCGGCUGGGGGCUACCCCUGUUAGCCUGAGCUUGUUCUCUACCCAGGUGUAUGCCGCUUCUUCAGAGAAAGAGACUUCCAAAAAGGAGUUGCUGAAAAUUGAGGAGCUGUCACUCUACUCCUCUCCAGCUUGUGAGACUAAGUAUGUGGAGAAUCCACAAACCCAAUUGGAAGAGGGGGUUUCGCAUUUACGGCAUGUUAUGGAGCCAUAUACAGCCUGGUGUCAGGAUCUUUGUGCCCAAGCUAUGCCCAAAUUAGAAAAAGCUGUUGAGCAUGGUAGAGAGGGCUAUGAAUUUCUCCAAAACCCCCCUGCUGGAUUUUAUCCAAGGCUUGGUGUGAUAGGUUUUGCUGGAAUUAUUGGAUUAUUCCUUGCUAGAGGUUCAAAAAUCAAGAAGCUAGUGUAUCCUGCAGGUCUCAUGGGUAUUGGUACCUCUAUGUAUUACCCUCAGCAAGCGGUUGCUAUUGCAAAGGUUGCUGGUACACAGCUGUAUGACUGGAGUCUACAGGGAUAUAUUGCUGUAGAAUCUCUUUGGAAGGAUAAUCCUAAGAAGAAGAAAUCUGGGGAAAAAGGUGGUAAGGGUGAUGCAGAUGGUGACAAGCCCCUGGAAAUCCGUGCUGCUUCAAAUGAAGAGCAAGCCAAGAAGUAGAACAACAAAUCACUUGGUGUCAAACAGGUGAAUGUAAAAAAUACAGAUCUGAGCAACCAUUUCCCAAGAAAAAGGAAAACCAUCUGAAUCUAUUGUGAUUUGAAUGUGACUAAUCUGCCUUCUGCCUCAGGAAAGAUUGACGGUGUGCUGCUUGGGCUUCUGGUAUGGAAACUGAAAGGACACUAUAUAUAUAUAUUUUGGGGCAGUCUUGAGACCUUGUCCUCCGUUCUGCAGUGGGACUUACAUCUGCCCAUGCUUGUCCCAUUGCAGGGUCAGCAUUGCAAGUAGCAAGUCUCAAAAUUCCCCAGCCUAUUGUUAUUAUUUAUAUAUAAAAUAAAAUUCAGUUACACAAAAUG